Neolamprologus brichardi is the source of this 3858-nucleotide messenger RNA. It is a transcript of the gene nek6, whose product is annotated as NIMA-related kinase 6. Gene Ontology annotation, molecular function: protein serine/threonine kinase activity; ATP binding. NCBI's taxonomy places the organism in Eukaryota, Metazoa, Chordata, Actinopteri, Cichliformes, Cichlidae. Gene Ontology annotation, biological process: peptidyl-serine phosphorylation; chromosome segregation; regulation of mitotic metaphase/anaphase transition. Gene Ontology annotation, cellular component: cytosol. The record is from RefSeq and is a predicted model, not a curated record.
CACAUUGUUGGUGUGAGGAGUUGCACAACAACACGAACUAACAGAAGUUGUAAAAUGUGGAAGGCCUUCACGCAGCAGGACAUUACUGACUCCUCUCCAGAGGUGGGUAGGUGUGAUGCAAACAUGGAGGUGCAGAACAACAACCAGCCCACCUUAGACAAACACAAUAAUCUCUACAAGAUACCAAGCCAGGAAGAUCAGAAAAAUGUUCCAAGCUAUAAUUACUGCUGCACAAUGGCAAACUUCCACAUUGAGAAGAAGAUCGGUCGGGGUCAGUUCAGUGAGGUCUAUAAAGCAACAUAUCUGCUUGAUGGACAGCUGGUGGCACUCAAGAAGGUCCAGAUCUUUGAGAUGAUGGAUGCUAAGGCUCGUCAGGACUGCAUCAAAGAGAUUGAUUUACUGAAGCAGCUGAAUCACCCCAAUGUAAUCAAGUACCUUGAUUCUUUUAUUGAAGAAAAUGAGCUCAACAUUGUUCUGGAGCUUGCGGAUGCUGGAGAUCUGUCCCAGAUGAUAAAGUACUUCAAGAAGAAGAGACGACUUAUCCCAGAGAGAACAAUUUGGAAAUAUUUUGUGCAACUGUGCAGCGCUCUGGAGCACAUGCAUUCACGCAGAGUAAUGCACCGUGAUAUCAAGCCAGCCAACGUGUUUAUAACAGCCACCGGUGAGGUAAAGCUGGGAGACCUUGGACUAGGACGCUUCUUCAGUUCCAAGACCACUGUAGCACAUUCUUUAGUGGGAACACCUUACUACAUGUCACCCGAGAGAAUCCAUGAGAAUGGCUACAAUUUUAAGUCAGAUAUCUGGUCCCUGGGCUGUCUUCUGUAUGAGAUGGCUGCACUGCAGAGUCCAUUUUAUGGGGACAAGAUGAACCUUCUGUCCCUCUGUCAGAAGAUAGAGCAGUGUGAUUACCCCCCUCUCCCCCCGGACCAUUACUCUGAUAAGCUGCGUGACCUGGUCAGCAUGUGCAUCAACCCAGACCCGGACCAGAGGCCUGACAUUGUCUUUGUGCUGCAGUUUGCAAAACAGAUGCACAUGUGGACUUCCAGCACCUGAGUGACACUUUCAAGCCCUCUUAUCUGCUCAAUUUGAGGCUUUCCACUUACUAUGUGCCUGUCCUUGCAGAAGCAAGUUUGCCCUUACCUCAUCUUAGCAGACUGUAACCUUGGAAAUACUGUGAUGUAUCUUUUCAAUCAUGUAAGAUGUGAAGAGGUACAUGGGUAUACUCACGGAAAACAAAAGUGAGAGGUAACCGUAUGUCUGCCUGUUUCUUUAGCUGAGAACAUAGCCAAAAGAGCUGUGUGUCCCUCUGAUGACAGAUUCCUCAAAUAAGAGUUGCAUUCCCAGUUCAACCGUGUCUUCCUGUGUAGUAGGGCUGGGCAGUUUGAAUAUUUGUCAUGUCUUCUACUAUAAUCAUAUCAUACAUGUUUUUAUACAUUGUAAAGUACCUCAUUUAGUGUUCAAAAUGGACAGCUAAUAAAUACCUAUUCUCAGAAAAAAAACAAAAGAAUGCAGUUUCAGGGGAAACUGAAAUUGAAGUGAAAUCAUAAAAUAAAAAUAGUUUUAUGACCUGAUGAAGCGUAGCUAGUUAAUAUUGCCUUUUACAAACAGUGGAGAGCUCAGCUAGCACUUCUGGAAUAUAAAUAUAGAUAAAUCUCACAUAGGUUAUUCUAUUUAAGCUGCUUGGGCCUACAUACAUUUGCUGCUCGUUGCAACCCAUCUCCAACUCCUUUUUUUCAUCUUAUUCUUAUGUGAAAUAAUCAGUGCUUGCGUGUUGGCACUGAUGCCUGAUCUGUUUGUGCUGAAAACCUUUUAAGCUUUUUGUUGUGGGAAAGGCAGGGAGGUCAUCCACGAAUAAGGCCAGAAAUUAAAAAUGACUCCAAAUGGAAUAACAAUCCUAUUUUAACUGAGAAGUUCCUGACAGAACUGUGGCUGAAAGCUUAAAGAAGUAGCCAGGUUUAUGGCAUUAUUCAAUAAUCACUUAUAAUAAUGCUUUCUCAUGGAUGUCACAUUCAUUCACCUGUGGACAAGCAGCUGAGCACCCACAGUGUUUCUGUCUUUUCUGAUUCAGUAUAUUCUCUAAGUCUAUGGAAACCCUAAGAACAAUUUGGGAAGUUUUCUUAAGGGCAGUUCUCCAUCAUGUAGUGAUUUAUACAUUUUCCCUGCUUAAAGACCUGGUGAAGGAUCAAAUCCUGUUAGGGUUGCAACCAGUGUAUAAAUUUGUGAAAUCAAAUAUGUGGAGCUGUCUGUUGUGCAAACCCCCUAUGAAUGAAGAAGCAGUCAAAAGAAGAUGUUGCUUCUGACUGAGGACAGUUUGUCAUGUAUGUAUCUAAAGGUUGCCACCAGUGGCUCAAAUCUGAAAGUGAACUUACAUAUUCAUAGAACUUUCCAAUCAUAUGUUGGGCUUUAAAGACUGAGUUACCACUGAAUUUCUUGGAUCAAGCCUUGUGAAGUCAAAUGUGGCCGUAUUUUAAUUUUAUGAGUUGGGAAAUCAUGUUGUGUCCACCUUAUAAAUCUCACUUUACUCUCCUUUUAUCUGUGCUUUGGUUUCCACAGGUUUCAAAAAGAGACAUUUGAAGCUGUUUCAGUUCUCCACUGUGUUCACAUGCUGGUCUGUUAUCCUCAGCGUCUUAAAGCCUGUUACUUACAAGUAAAGUUCUGUCAGUCAAUACCCAAGGUCCUGUUAAGACUACAUUUGAUUUAGUUGGUUUAAUUUGCGUUGUCACAUUAAAACUGAUGGAACAAUAGAAUCAAGAAUCAGAUGAUAGUGAAAGACAAAUGUUGUGUUGCUGGGAGGAGCAGUCAUGGGACUGUGAGAACUUAACUCCAUCCUGUUAAAUUUUGUUUAUAUCACAUUCUGUCAGUCCUGCAAACCAAAGACAUAGAACAAAGGUGACCUGACUAAAUGAAAAAUACAAGUUAUAAAUGACUACCAAACUGCACUCAUAAUUGGCUGAAAGUAUAAAAACGACUCUGGCUGAACCUCUGAAAUCUCAGAAUUUACAAAAAAACCCCAAACAUCAUCAUGUGCCCAAUUGGCAUUCACCACAGAGCAUCACAUAGGGCACCCAUUUAGUUCACAAGUGAAACAGGUUCACAGUGAACAAUGUGACAGGCAUGAAUAGGUCUAGAUGGUGGCAGACCUGUCAGUUCUGAUAUUCUCUGCUGAAUUCCAGUUGAGCCACAUGAUAAUUGUGAGUGAGCAGUAAAAGAAAUCGGCUCUAAUGCCAUUAAUUGCCUAAAUGUUUCUUUGUGUUGUUGCUCGGUCACUGUGAACUGAAUAGCCAUAUGUGCUCCUCCACAUAAAACUCAAAAACCUUACCAUCCCCAAUCAGCUCCAUAGAUAAUUAUAUUUAGAGAUCUGGAGUUUGUUUGUUUUUUUAUUGUUGUAGUUGCCUAAAUGUUUACAUUUUGCAUAUCUGCAGUUUUGGGAAAGAAAAAGUGCUUCAUGCCACAGUUUGAGUAAAGGCGAACAAAUCAAACACACACAGAAAUUAAUCUGGAAUUGAUACUGUCGUGGUGAGUGUUGCUCCAGUGGUGUUGUAGUUUUGUGUUGAUUGUAUGAGAAUGCAGUCAUGGUCUGCUUGUAAUUUAUAAAUCUAGACCAAUCUUGCUGUGAAACUGUAAACACCAUAAACAUUAGAUGCUGUGAAAAUGAAUGAAUGAAUUACGCAAUGUUUUUGAAAUACAUGUAUUAGAUGCACAGAGUGAGAGCUUAGUUUUCAUCUUGUUUAAAUAACUUGUAUCUUCGUCUUCCAUCUACCAUGCUUAUCAAUCGUCUCCAAAGCAUUGUGCCAUUAUGUUUGUGUUGACUGUGCUUUUCUGUGCAAAGUGAUAUUAAAUUCAGUUCAGUCAUAUUUA